AUGAUGCAGAAGCAGAGGGAGGAACACGCGAACAAGGAACGCCACGUCGUCAACCUGCUGACACUGAUGGAUGUGGACGGAGAUCAGCUGGUCACGUUCGAGGAGUUCGUGGCGAGUUUAGAGCAGCAAGAAGUUCGCGAUUACCUGUCUGCGCUGGAAGUGGAUGUCACUGAUGCGAAGGUGUUCUUCCAGAUGCUGGACGACAGGGACGGCAGCGGAUCUGUCGACAUCAUGGAGUUCACCAGCGGGAUGCAGAAGUUCCGUGGCGAGGCCAAGAGCGUCGACAUUCACAUGAUGCUGCACGAGAACAAGAAGCUGUUCAAGCUGGUGAGCUGCCUGGUGGGCAUGCUGUGGGCGGACUUCGACGAGGAGGACGGGGAAGAAGACUCGUUCGGGAUCUGUCCGGAGGACGAGGAUGCUGAUGACUGA
Messenger RNA from Prorocentrum cordatum, 429 nucleotides. The record is from the annotation of a GenBank genome assembly. Lineage: Eukaryota; Dinophyceae; Prorocentrales; Prorocentraceae.